Pelobates cultripes (western spadefoot toad) is the source of this 1107-nucleotide messenger RNA. Lineage: Eukaryota; Metazoa; Chordata; Amphibia; Anura; Pelobatidae. The record is from the annotation of a GenBank genome assembly.
AUGAGAAAGAAAACACCAAAUAUGAUACCGGAUGUAAAUGUGGCAUUAAGAAAAGGAGACUUUAAUCUGUUACGAAAUCUGGUAGAGUCUGGAGCUGACGUGAACCUAAAAGAUGAAGAAGAAAGAACUCCUCUAAUAAACUGUUGUCUCCACGAUGGUCAGAAAUGGGCAGUGGGAUCUGCUAGACUUCUACUGACUUAUGGGGCAAAGGUAGGCUUUUGUGACAAAAUGGGUCGGAAUGCAUUAAUGUAUGCGGUCCUGUACCAACGAGAGGAACUUGUCAAACUGUUUUUGGAGGCAUGUGACUUUGAUUUAACUCGUGCAGAUAAAUGGAAUCAUACAGCACUCUCUUACGCAACAUGUUUUGGAAAUACUAGAGUGAAAACAAUGCUAAUCAAUAUUUUAAACAAGUGCCACUUCAUUUCAGAAACAUCUAAGAAAAAAAGCAUUGUUAAGGAGAAAAAUAGUUUUCGAUUGCCACCAAUAAAUUACAAUCUCCAAACAACCCCAAGGACAUCAAAUCGACCAUUAAAUGUGACUAGCAUUUGCAAUUCAGAAAGCAAGAUGAAUAUUUCACCUUCAGAAGCAAGAUACAGAGGAAUUGAAUAUACGCUACCAUACAACCCAAUACCAGCAGACAUCUGGGAAAAAAGAAUGAGACUCCACAGCCCCGCAAAGCAACAGUAUUCCAACCCUUGUUUACUAGGAGACACAAAAGAUAUGUUAUCAAAAAAUGUGUCACCAAAAUGUGGUAAAACCAUGGAUACCAAGGACAAAACAGGUAUUAACCCAAGUGAUGUGAAAACUAAAAAUGAGCAAUCUGACUGGCGAAAAGAGUUCCAAAACCUAAUUGCAAUGCUUGAAAUUAGUAUUAGUUCAUCUUAUUGUAAGGGAGCUAAGAAAUUAUCUCUGGACCAGAGAACGUACCCCAAUAUUUAUAAGACUGAGCUUGAUGUUUGCACUGUGCCUUCUAUCCCAAAGAAAGGAAGAAGACUCUCAUUUGAUACAAUGGAUGUUCUGUUUGAUAAACGUUCUGUAAGAGGCAUCAUCAGGAGAAGAAGCAGUUUAUCUGUGAUUCCUUUGAUCAAAGUGAAAGAAUACAAAUGA